AAAGAAUUAUGUCCAUUUUUUCAGUUUUUAUUAACUAUUGAUUGGGCAGCAGGUGCAAUGGUAUAAUAAGGUCCAACACACGCAGCGUUCGGAUCAAACCAUCAAGCUGGAGCCAUGAGUGCGGUGUUUACCACGACUUUUCCUACGAUUAUCAAUGCUUCGUGCUCUUCGGAAUAUGAACUAGGGGAGCCCCCGAAUGAGAGAGAGGAAGCAAUACGACAGGUGAUCGUAUUUGUGGCAGUUUCACUCCUCAUAGUAACGAUCGUUGGUGGCAAUGCGACCAUGGUGGCUUCUAUCGUGAAAUUUAAAAAGCUGAGGACAACACAAAAUAUUUUUCUCGCGUCAUUGGCAAUGUCAGACCUCUUGCUCGGUAUUUUAGUGUUGCCAUUCAGUUUAAUGCGGGAGCUUGUGCAACACUGGCCGAUAGGACGUUUUUUUUGCAAGGUAUACCUUGCUAUUGAUAUUUUUUUAUGCACGGCAAGCAUAUGGAACCUUUGCAUUAUAAGCAUCAAUCGAUACUGGGCUACAACGCAUGGGAUAAAAUACAGGACGUCUAAACGAACCCAGAGAGCAAUCGUUUUGGUUAUUUUUGCGUGGGUUUGGUCUGCGGUUGUUUGUGGACCUGCAUUUAUAUAUUCAACCGCGGUCAUGGCAGAAGACGAGUGCCAUCAUUCUACCGAGACUUGGUACAUAUUGUUUUCCGUAUCUGGUUCAUUCUACGUUCCUCUGUUUAUUAUGUUGAUAACUUAUGGCAAGAUAACGUAUGUUUUGUACAAGCAAGCCAGAAGCGGAAACUUUAUUUCAAUCGCCAUGCGAAGACAGAAACGUCUGAACUUAAUGAUUGGAAUUAUUCUCGGAGCGUUUGUUGUGUGUUGGCUUCCUUUCUUUCAAACCUACGUCACCCAAACACUUUGCCCGACGUGCUGUGUGCCUGGCCCUGUGUUCAAGUUUCUAGAAUGGUUUGCUUACUGCAACAGCGCGUUUAACCCUUUUAUUUACAACUUGAACAACACGAAACUAAGAAAAGCUUUUAAGAAAAUACUCCGAUGCGAGGGCAACUCACACCAAGUGAAAGUUGUGAGAAUACAAAAUAAGGAGAACGGAGCUGUCAAUGAACGCAUUGAAAAUGAUGAAGAUUCCGGUGACUCUGAUGAGAUGGAACAAGAAAACGAAAUACCGCCCCCCGCCAAAGUCGUUCACACAGAAAAGAAAACUUCGUUUCAUUUGUCCCGACAGGCCAGCCUACCAGCAAAUUUCACCAAAGUAAUAAACGAAUCUACAAUCUGCCCAUCCGUUCAGUUUGUAAACACCAAGAACGGAACGAACAAAAGAAAAUCUUUUCAGUACAUUAAGCAAGACGUAGCAGUCGAUGAGAUAGUUGUCGAUCCGUUUUCUGUUGAAAACUCCGCUCCUGCAGUAUGUUGGGUUCUCAAAACAAGUGAAACGGAUUUCUCUGGAGUUACAAGCACUAUUCAAAUCGGCCGCAUGUCCACAAUCGACGAGGAGAGUGACGUAAAGUCACAGAACUCUGACCUUAUGCGAGUGCCGGGAUCAACAGAAAGAACCUCCUCUUGUACGAAAACAACAAUGGAUUACUUCGAGAAAGAAGAAACUUAAUAAACAAAAGUAACUGUGGUAAAAAAUGACCAACUCUUGCCAAAAUUCCAGGUCUCCAGGCAUGCCUCGCUGUAGGACUUUACUCUUAAUGAAUAUAAUUGAGUAUUGGGCCAACUCUUUGGUGUCAAUUAUCUCUUCCGUGUUUGCUAUUCGCGCACAAGUUUCGUGCCAUAAAAGCCCUCCUUUUUUUCUGUGUUAGAAGGGCAGUAGGAGCUUUCUUACACUCUUGCUGUCCUCACGUUUGUCCCCAGCCUGAUGCCGCUUGUUUGUUCGUCUAAUAAACUGGAGUCGUUAUGUUGAGAUGGGCACGACCGUUGAACUGUUGCUGCCCCCCAACACUAUCCAUGCGCAAAGAUUUGUAUGUUAUAAAAAAAUUAAAAAAAUACGCCUUUUUGAAAUGAUAUAGUUCGUGUAUAUAUUUUUAGUCCGUUUUAUCGACUGUAUUCUUCUUUUUGUUAUCGUAUUUAAAGAAUAAAAACAAACACACAGCUUUA
This is a messenger RNA of Ciona intestinalis (vase tunicate), 2111 nucleotides long. The record is from RefSeq and is a predicted model, not a curated record. Lineage: Eukaryota; Metazoa; Chordata; Ascidiacea; Phlebobranchia; Cionidae.